GUAUUGAAAUCACAGAUGGAGAACGACGCCGACACAAUUGGGCGAUUGGAGAAAGAAAAGUCUUAUGUAAUGGGUAGUGUCGGGGAUUUAAAUGCCAAGAUUGCUGCUUUAGAAUCACAAGUAGGCGCAAUGGCACAACAAAAACAGUCAUUAGAAGCUUUAUUGUCACAAGAAAGAUCAAGGGCAUUUGGACAAAUUCAAGAGAUGGAAAAAAGAUUUAAAGAGAUUCAACAUGUUCUGUUUGUUAAGCUAGAAGAAGCAAAAGUUUCAAAGGAUUCUUAUAUACCACUUAAAGCAGAAAUUGAAGCAAUGAAAAUGUUAUUAGCAGAAGAAGAAAGAAGACUUAGUGCACCAAUAAAUUAUGAAAGCACUGUUUCAGUAUCAAAUGUGUCCAGUUACAUCCCUGCAAUGACACGAACGCAAGUAGCUAGUUACACCCCUGCAGUGACGCGUACACAAGCGGUUAGCUACACCCCUGCAGUGACACGUACACAAGCAGCUAGCUACAUCCCUGCUGUGACGCGUACUUAUGUAGGAACCGGUGGACAUAAAACUGCUUAUCAUCAAGCAUCCUACAGGCCUGGUUACUGCAAACGUUAUCACACGAAAUAUAGAUAUUAAGAAGACUGCAUAUCAAACAAUGAGCAAUCGAGUGAACCUUCAACAGCACCAAAUUAAUUAUAUCAUUGUAGAUGAAUACAUGAACUUCCCACCUUGCAAUAUAGAGCUGCUUCUUAACAGAAUUAUAUAUUCUACUGAAUAAAAAAAACAGUUAUAUAAAAGUAGUAAAUAUGACAGAAAUGAAUGUAAC
Molecule: messenger RNA, 811 nt
Organism: Mytilus californianus (California mussel)
Lineage: Eukaryota; Metazoa; Mollusca; Bivalvia; Mytilida; Mytilidae
Exons: 4
Coding region: 16-621 (201 amino acids)
Source: RefSeq, a predicted model, not a curated record